AUGGCCAGUCUCUUUUCGCUGGGCCUCGCUCGACCGGCUCUCGCCCGGCUGGGACCCCCGACGGGGCUCAGUGCCACCACGGCCGCCCUCUGCAAGUACCCGCCCCGGGCGGCCUACUCCACCGAUUCAUCGGACUCGCCCGGGGGCAAGGCCCGCGGGCGGCGCACGCGCCCGGCACCCCCCACCUCGCAGGCGGCCCUCCUCCCCCGGGCCCAGCCGGCGCACGACCGCAUGCUCCGGCUGCACGAGCGCCACGGGCGCAUCCAGCGCACGGAGCUCGAGCGCCUGGUGACCGAGGCAUCGGAGCGCGCCGCGCAGCAGAUGGCCGACGCCGCGUCCGAGGCCAUCCGCGAGGAGGAGCGCCGGAGCCAGCAGCUCGCGCACGAUGCCGUGGCCGCGGCCCUGGCUGAGGCGGAGCUGGAGGCCGCCCGCGCGCGGCUCCGCGCCGCCGCCACCGCCGCCACCCAGCAGCAGCAGCAGCAGCACGGCGCCCCCGUUCCCGAGGGGGGACCAGCGCCGGAGGCCGGGGCCAUGGUGGCCCCGCAGCCGGCCACGCGCGCGCGCGUCCCCCUCUGGCUGUCCUCGGCCAAGAACAGCCUCAAUGAGCGGACCCACUUCGUGCCGGCCACCUUCGACCCGGCGGCCGGCGACCACCGCCACCACCUCCCGCAGUACAACUCCGACGGGGUGCUCAAUCCGCGCGGCCUGCCGGACGGCUAUAUCCCCACCUUGCAGGAGCUUGUGGACCUGCUGCGCUUCGAGGGCGGCCAGGAUGUGGUGGUCCUCGACACGACGUGGCGCGCCAGCAGCCUGCACCAUCUGAUCGUGGCCACCGGCCAGUCGCCGCGGCACUUGCGGUCGCUCGCCGAGGCCGCGUCCCAGGCGCUGCGCUACAGCCACGGCCGCUACCGGGCCACCCACUCGGUGAGCCUGGAUGAGGAUGCCGGGCCGGGGGCCGGGCCGCGGCUGGUCCGCGAUCCGCCCCCUCCGGCCCCGAUCGAGGGCAAGCCGGCCGACGGGUGGAUGACCGUCGACACCGGGGCCCUCAUGCUGAGCUUCAUGUCGCCCUCCUACCGGCAGUACUACGACCUGGAAACCCUCUGGACCGGCAUGGAUGUUGACGACUGGGUGCCGGAGUUCCGCCAGCGCAGCCUGGAGGACGGCCCGGCGGAGUAG
Molecule: messenger RNA, 1176 nt
Organism: Fonticula alba
Lineage: Eukaryota; Rotosphaerida; Fonticulaceae
Exons: 1
Coding region: 1-1176 (391 amino acids)
Biological process (GO): negative regulation of ribosome biogenesis; negative regulation of translation
Molecular function (GO): ribosomal large subunit binding
Source: RefSeq, a predicted model, not a curated record